Molecule: messenger RNA, 2368 nt
Organism: Dendrobium catenatum
Lineage: Eukaryota; Viridiplantae; Streptophyta; Magnoliopsida; Asparagales; Orchidaceae
Product: QWRF motif-containing protein 2-like
Exons: 8
Coding region: 410-2359 (649 amino acids)
Biological process (GO): spindle assembly; centrosome cycle
Cellular component (GO): centrosome; cytoplasm; nuclear microtubule
Molecular function (GO): microtubule binding
Source: RefSeq, a predicted model, not a curated record
AGCAAAGAGGUAGUGAGAGGAGAGACUCUACACAAAGAAAGUGAUUGACAGACAAAGAAACUGAGAGUUUGUGUGUUGCUUUGGAUGACAUAGAAAACCCAUAUGACUUAGCGUACAAAUCAAAGUGGCCUUAGGAUUGCUGACACUGUUGGUGUUCCUCUUCUUCAAAUUCUUAUUUUCCAAGUUCUGAAAGCAAAGUAUGAGAUAGCAUCUCGCUUUCUGGAGCUCUCAUCUCAGUUUUGAUUCAUCAGUUCCAGGCGCUUCACACUCCCACUCGCUUCUGUUAAGACUGCAAAAAUUAAUAUUCACGGAGAGCCCCCCGAAAAAUCCAAAAUCCUGUUGGCUCUGUCGCUGAUGCGCAUCUCCUCUCUGUCGCAGCUCUUCGUCUCCGUCAGUCCUUCCUCCGCCGAUGAUCCGCGACGGACGCCAAGAAAGGGGGAUACAACGACCAGGCAACCGAGGGAGAGCUGUGAUCUCGCAGGAGGACAUGGUGGCCGCGGCCUCCGCCGCCGUCGUAUCCCGUACUACCACCACAUCUGUUCACAAAAACACUCCCGUCGUUACUCGGCUGAUCGAUCCUCCGGCAAUUUCGUCACGGCGACCCCUAACCCCCUCCGAGAGGGACAAUGCUGGUUUAUCUCGGCGGCCGCGCACCAAGGAGAUCGCCUCCAGGUAUUUGUCCUCAUACUCUUCAUCUUCGUCAACUACCUCCACUUCGUACUCUUCCAACACCACCAUCUCCUCGUCAUCGUCCUCUUUUUGUUCCCGGCGAUUUCCUUCACCUCUCCCCAACAAUCGGCCGUCGACGCCAUCGACAUUUUCGCAAGGCGUGGCCUCUAAGAGGUCUCAGUCCGUGGAUCGGACCCGCCCCUCUACUCCCCGUCCAGAUCCCCGUGGCGCCUUGGCAGCAGAGGGAUCGGAAGCUGAGAGGGCCCUCUGUACAACCACCCGGAGCCUUUCCGUCUCCUUCCAGGGCCAAUCCUUCUUCUAUCAGACCAGCAAGGCCAAGGCGGGCUCCACGACCCCGUCCCGGAAGCCAACACCGGAUCGCCGGCGGCCCACUACUGCGGCAGGAAGCUCCACCGCUGCCAGCACGGAUCAGUCCGAGAACUUGAAGGCCCUGGAUCACCACCAUCGCUGGCCGGCGGCCAGGAGCAGGCAGUCGAGUAUGCUGACCAAGAGCCUGGAUUGCUCAGCUGAAAGGAAUGACCUUAUAUCCACUGUCCAGUUAUUGCGGCAGUCAAUGUUAUUGGACGGUGGCUCGGGCAGGGCUUUAUUUGACAGCGCGGAGCUCUCGGCUUCAUCAGACACCGAUAGUGUUUCUUCCGGAAGUAAUUCGGGGACUCCCGAGCUGAAUGUACCUCGGCAUGCUCGGGUCACCUCCCGCGGGAUUAGCGUGUCUGCUAGAUUUUGGCAAGAGACAAAUAGCAGGAUUCGUAGGCAGCCGGAGCCUGGGACUCCGGUAUCUUCAGUUGGCUCAAGGAACCCAACCUCGCCAAAAAUAGCCGCUAUGGGGAGAUCAAUUGGCGACAAUGCUUUGUCACGAUCCGUCUCUUCUCCACUAAGAGGACUUGCGAGGCCUUCUAGUCCCAGUAAGCUUGCAGGUUCACCAUCAAGAGGAAUCGCUAGUCCUGCAAGGACAAGAGACAGUAGUACAUUGGUGAGGUCCUUGUCUGUGGGCCUUACAACUAAUGCACCGUCGAUUAUAAGUUUUGCUGCUGAGGUGCGGAGGACGAAGAAAGGAGAGAAUCGGAUUGAAGAGGCUCAUAUGUUGAGACUGUUGCACAACCAGCACUUACAGUGGAGGUGUGUGAAUGCGAGAGCCUAUGCUGCUCUGAUGAUUCAAAGAGUGGCUGCAGAGAAAAAUCUUUAUAAUGCAUGGUUAACCAUCUCAGAGAUGCGCGACUUGGUUACUGUUAAAGCAAUCAAGCUACACUUCCUGACAAUUUGUCUAAAAUUAACUACCAUUCUUAAGGGUCAGAUGGUCUAUUUGGAGGAAACAUUUCUUCUGGACCGAGAGUAUCCAAGUUCAUUAUCUGGUGCAAUUGAAUCAUUAAAGGCUAGCACUCUCCGCCUUCCCGUUGUCAGUGGAGCAAGGGCAGAUUUACAAGAUGUGAAUGAUGCCGUUGUGUCAGCAGUGGAUGUGAUGCAGGCGAUGGAAGCUUCAAUGUUCUCCUUAAUGUCAAAGGUUGAAGGCACGAACUCCUUGGUUUCAGAACUUGCUAAAGUUGCUGCAAAAGAACAAGCUUUGUUAGAUCAAUCCAGGAAUCUCUUAUCGACGGUAGCAGCAUUACAUGUGAAGUACUGUAGUCUGCGAGGCCAUCUCCUUCAAUUAAAACGCAGAAACAGACAGAUAUAGACUUUAUUU